This is a messenger RNA of Nyctereutes procyonoides (raccoon dog), 3817 nucleotides long. It is a transcript of the gene TM2D1, whose product is annotated as TM2 domain containing 1. Gene Ontology annotation, molecular function: G protein-coupled receptor activity; amyloid-beta binding. NCBI's taxonomy places the organism in Eukaryota, Metazoa, Chordata, Mammalia, Carnivora, Canidae. Gene Ontology annotation, biological process: apoptotic signaling pathway. The coding region runs from base 34 to 654 and encodes 206 amino acids. The record is from RefSeq and is a predicted model, not a curated record. The transcript is spliced from 6 exons.
CCGGAAGUAGCGGGGGACGCGCCGGUCCCCAGCAUGGCGGCCGCCUGGCCCUCCGGGCCGGCUGCUCCGGAGGCCGUGGCCGCCCAGCUCCUGGGUGUCCUGUGGUUCGUGUCAGUCACCACGGGACCUUGGGGAGCGGCUGCCAUCGCCGCAGCCGGUGGCGAGGAGACGCUUAAGUGCGAGGACCUCAAAUUGGGACAAUAUAUUUGUAAAGAUCCAAAAAUAAAUGAUGCUACACAAGAACCAGUUAACUGUACAAACUACACAGCUCAUGCUCCUUGUUUUCCAGCACCCAACGUAACUUGUAAGGAUUCCAGUGGCAAUGAAACACAUUUUACUGGAAAUGAAGUUGGUUUUCUGAAGCCUAUAUCUUGCCGAAACGUAAAUGGCUAUUCAUACAAAGUGGCAGUUGCACUGUCUCUUUUUCUUGGAUGGUUGGGAGCAGAUCGAUUUUACCUUGGAUACCCUGCCUUGGGUUUGUUAAAGUUUUGCACUGUAGGUUUUUGUGGAAUUGGGAGCUUAAUUGAUUUCAUUCUUAUUUCAAUGCAGGAUUUGGGCUCCCUUGAUGUCAAUCAGUGUGUGGAUUUCCAGAUUUUCCUUUUUCUUCUUCACAUACCACUUUAUGGAUUCUAUAUCACUUUUUGUUAUUCUUGAUAUUUUUUUGUUUUGUUGCUUUACUUGAAAGCAUGUAAUUCUGAGAUUUAUUUAAUUGGACUUUCUUUGAGAGCUGUGUGCUAAUAGAGUCAUGUGUGGGCUACUGUCUCUAUGAGAUAGCUUAUUACCCCGAUAUUCUUUAAUGUCCUUUCCAAAGGCAAGUUGCCACUUGCCAUUUUCGCUUCUGAAAAAUAAAAGUAUGACUUAUUCACAUUUUUUAGUGCUUUAUUGUCAAGAAAAACUUAAAUAUUGAAUGCUGCUGUCUUCUGCAUUUUGAUCCUUCAAAACAGUUAACCCACAAUGUGAACAUAAACCAUUACUCUAUUGCCUGGGGCCACAGUUGUGUAUGAGAACCCACCUGUUUUUCUGCAGCUUGCAGAUCUGUCUCUGCCUUGGUAUCCAGGGAGCACAAGAUCACUGGGGAGUCUGAGACCUUGAGGCUACAUGGAUACUUCUGGCACUGAUUCAGGCCUCUGAAAUGUGAACUUUUUCCUUUUUGCUUUGGGAGUGAUGCACUAGCUUUUGGAAGACCAGCUGCUGACUCAUCUAGCUCAGUGCAGUUAUUUUGAAGCUGGAUGGACAAGGUGGGAACACCAAACACAUGAUUAAUGUCUUCCAUCUGUUUGCACUGCCAGGCAGAUGUUGGCACAAGUGCCUUCAGGGAUGCACCAGUGUCUGAAGGAAGCAGCCCCUGUACAUUACCACUGGGCUUCUUACUGUGUUUAGGAGGGUUGUAAGAAGAUGGAAACACAUGAAAUAUUAUGUCCUCAGUUAUAUCAUACUUUCUUUAGUAACAAGCAUAGUGAUUUCACAAUUACUUCAGUCCAGACUCCUUGGGAGGAAAUACCGUAAUUUUUUAUCACUCAUUUUAUUCAAAAGUAUACAAUUAUAGUACAGUUAGCUUCAUAACAUCUUCAUCAUUCAGUAACAGCUUCUCCAUUUGGUGGGAGAUUAUGCAGUAUCAAUAAAUAACAGGAAAUUGGAUGGACUCCUCAUGUACAUGAAGAAUGGUCUCUGAUUCAUUUGUUAGUUAAAAUACUGAGUGUCUACUCUGUGGGAGACACUGUUCUAGAUGCUGGGGUGCAGCAGUGAACAAAACACAAACAAACAUGCCUGUCCUUAAGGAGCUUAUGUUCCCUGGGGACCAAUUUUUCACAGUGGUAGUAUUUCUAUACUAUAGAUGGUUAAGCUAGCUGGUAGAUGCCCAUUUUCUAGUAUUUCCUUAGUAUUUCUAGUAUUUCCUCUAGUAUUUCUAGUUCCUUUUGAUUGCAGAGAGCAGAGCGCUUUGGAGUUUAACCUCAGGAUCACCUAAGCCCAGAUUUGAAGCCUUUAUGUUUCUACAGCCAUGUAAGUUCAGUUAUGUAAGAAAUACUUGGAAUCAAAUCUUGAAAAGUAAUCUUGAUUCUUGCUGUGAUUGUUAGUUAUUAUUAUGUUCUCUGAGGACCAAUUUUUCACAAUGGCAGUAUUUCUAAACUAUAGAUGGUUAAGCUAGCUGGUAGAUGCCCAUUUUCUAGUAUUUCCUUAGUAUUUCUAGUAUUUCCUCUAGUAUUUCUAGUUCCUUUUGAUUGCAGAGAGCGCUUUGGAGUUUAACCUCAGGAUCACCUAAGCCCAGAUUUUGAAGCCGUUAUGUUUCUACAGCCAUGUAAGUUCAGCUAUGUAAGAAAUACUUGGAAUCAAAUCUUGAAAAGUAAUCUUGAUUCUUGCUGUGAUUGUUAGUUAUUAAGUUGAUUAGUGGGAAGUCUGUUUGAAAGCAGGUGCUUCUCCAAGUAUUUAUUCAUAUAAACUGUAUUCCAAAAGGGUUUUAGAUAAAAUCUGGAAAUAAAGUCUCUUUGCAAUACCUUCUUAAACCUGUAGAUUUUAUUUUAUCUAUAAUUUCCUAAAUUUACAUGACAAGAACACUAAAGUUUUUCCAGUUUGCCCAAUUCUCUGUUCCUAAUAUAUGUAAUUUUUAACAAAUGGUUUUUCUGUAUCUUAUUAUAUUUAUUUUUAUGUAAAUGCAUGUAAUACAUGUAAAUGCAGUUUUGUUUUGCUUCAUUUUGCUUUAAUAGAGCAUUAUUUUAUUUUGGCUGUUAGUAGUGUCUGUGAGUACGAAUCAUAUUUUGAGGCCUCUGUAUGAGAUGUUUUAUAUGAUAACUCUGCUUUUAGAGCAGUGGCCAAAAUUGUGAGAUGGAUUAGCUUGGUCACUACUUGGGUUACUCCUAACACCUGUAAACCUCUAGGAUGGAAUGGAAUGGGUUCUUUCAAUGCUACAGAAACAAUGUGUCUAAAGAAAUAUUCACAAAUGAUAACUACUGAAGCCUAAAAUAAUUAAUACAAUUUCCAGAAGUACUUCUUUACCAAGGAGGAUUUCUUAUCUACACUGUAUUAAAAUAAAAGACCUCUUUAGGACCUCAAAGGUUGUGCUAUGUGUAUGGCCAGCAUCUGUUCAUGGGAUUCCUAGGACUAUAAGAAAUAUUGAUUUGUAUGUUUUGUUUUUGUUUUAUUAAAAAAAAAAGUCUUUUCCCCUUAUUUUAACCUAGAUGCUCAAGGCUAGGUUAAGUAUAUAAUACUAAUAGGAGGCUAGGAAGCUAAAAUAGAUCUAAUAGCAAGAACUAGCAAAAAGAAAAAUUCGUUCUUAAAAAGUACAAGUCUGAGAUGUCCAUUCCUCUUCCUCAUCAAACACCUUAAAUGUAGAUAUUCCCGGGUUCUGGCACCUUCCCUCUGCCUUUCUCUCAUUUUGCUUUUUUCUAUUUACAAAAUUAAUACAAGUAUGCAAAAAUUCUGGGAAACACCAAAAAGUACAAAGAAAAUGGGGCACCUGGUGACUCAGUCAGUUGGGUGUUUGCCCUUGACUUAGGUCGUGAUCCUCUGGUCCUGGGAUCGAGUCCCCACAUUGUGCUCCCUACUCAGCGAGGAGUCUGCUUCUCCCUCUGCCUCUGCCCCUGCUUGUGCUAUUUUGCUUGCUCUGUCAAAUAAAUAAAUAAGAUCUUAAAAAAAAAUACAAAGAAAAAACCUUAUUCCACUGCCCAAAGAUAACAAUGUUCAUAUUUUUACAUAUGUCCCAGGUGUUUUUCCAUGCAUCAGUUCCUUCACAAAAAUAAUAUAGUCUCCAUACUGUUUUGUUGCCUGCUUCUUCACAUUGUAAAGAUUUUUCUAUUUCAAUAAAUAUCCUUUAACAACACAA